Messenger RNA from Entrophospora candida, 639 nucleotides. The record is from the annotation of a GenBank genome assembly. NCBI's taxonomy places the organism in Eukaryota, Fungi, Glomeromycota, Glomeromycetes, Entrophosporales, Entrophosporaceae.
GACUAUACUUUAAUUAAUUAUAAUGAGACUAUUGAGAAUAAUAAGGAAUCUGCUGUCAGUGACUUAAACAAAUUUUUAAUUAAACACAAUCUUUCAAUAAAUAAUAGUGAACCUGAACAAAUUUUCCAAAAAUUAAACGAAGAUUUCCACAAUAAGUUCAGUUAUGCAGAUACUUUAAAACUUGUUUCAGAGAAUUUGUUAAAAGAAAGUAUUAAUGUGAUAACAAGUUUAAAAAAUUUCACUCAGAUGGAAAAUUUUUUCAAUAUUUUAGACAUUUGGCAGAUGAAAUUAGAAUCAGCUUCUAAUGUUAUUUGUGAUAUUACACCCAAUGACAAUACAAUUUCUUAUAACAAUGGUACAAUCAAGCAUAAUAGUAAAACUGAAAUAGCUGCUAUGAGGCUUCAAGAACUAUUUGAUAGCAAUAAUAUUUCUAUAUCUUCUUAUAUGUCUAAUAUAUCUUCAAAUACAAUCAACUCUCUUGAUACACCAAUCAUUGAAAUAGAUAAUGAAGUGAGUUUAAAAGAAAGGAUUCAGCAAUGGUCGGAUCAUGAAAAGUUUUCAAUAAACAUGGAAAAGGUGAUACAAAUUCAUAGACUAUAUCAUAUGUACACUUUAAACAAUUUAUAUAAAGAAUUAGAG